UAAUAUAUCUUAUUCAGUCUUGUGAUACGGCUCAAGCUAUGCUGACACGUUUAUUUUCUCGAACGAAUGGCUCUGAGCAGCGCAAUGGUAAUAUCACAAUUUUCGAGGACUAUAUUUUAUUGAACGGAAAAAGUUUACACAUUCUGUCUGGAGAAUUACAUUACUUCCGUGUACCGUGGGAGUACUGGGAGGAUCGACUGUGCAAACUGAAGGCAGCUGGACUCAACACCGUGUCCACAUACGUGGAGUGGAGUUUCCAUGAGCCCGAGGAGCGGUUGUAUUCCUUUGCAGGCGAUCGGAAUGUGUCGCAGUUCAUACGAACUGCAGGCGACCUCGGCUUGUACGUUCUACUAAGACCAGGACCAUACAUCUGCGCUGAACGAGAUUUCGGUGGUUUACCUUACUGGCUUCUUAGUAAAUAUCCCUACAUAAACCUACGCAGUCAGAACCAAGAAUUCAUGAUGGAAACUAGAAUUUGGAUGAAAAAAUUGUUUAAACAACUAUCUCCGUAUUUAUUUGGAAAUGGAGGACCUGUUAUUAUGAUUCAGGUGGAAAACGGGUACGGUAGUCUAUCCAAUAACAAGAGCUAUAUGCGGCGACUUCGUGAUAUCAUCAGCACUUAUGUUGAUCACAAUGCCUUGCUCUAUACUGCUGAUGGGUCGGCCUAUUUCUAUAAAGAAGGCUCUAUCGAAGGUGCACUUCCAACUCUCAACAUGGGUGCAGACACUGAAAACAUAUCAGAAUACUUGGAACCUCUAUACAACUUCACAAACGGUGGACCCCUUAUGAAUUCUGAGUUCUAUGUUGGUUGGUUAACACUAUGGAGCGCUCCCUACACCGCCGUUAUAUACACUAGUACAAUUAUAAAUACGCUGAAGCAAAUUCUUAGAUACAAACGCGCCGUGCAUAUUAAUUUCUACAUGUUCUGUGGAGGCUCUAACUUUGAAGUUUCUUCAGGGGCCUUAGAGCAUAAUGGUAUGUAUUUACCUGUUGCGACCACUUACGACUAUGAUGCGCCAAUUUCGGAGUUCGGCAACCUAACACCUAAAUACUAUGCUAUAAGGAAAGUUUUGGAGAAGUACAGGCCGAAAAUUGCCACUAUACCUGUUCCUCCGCCUACAAUGACAGCUGAAUACGGGACAGUUAAGCUUCGACCUUGUUUAAAACUAUUCUCCGACAAAGGAAGACGGAUAAUGGGAAAAAAGUAUAGUGACGUUGAGGGACCGCUCCUGCCGACCUUUGAACAGCUACGUCAGCGCAUUGGUCUGAUGCUUUACGAGACUACGAUCGAUGUAGUAAUGACAUCUGCUGUCAAUGUUCAAAUCGAAAAACCUCGAGACAGAGUAUAUGUUUACGUAAAUGGAAUGCUCCGUGGUAUAGCGGAUAGAAUGACACGUGAAACAGAAAUAACUGUAGGUCCAAUUGCGAUGAGUACCAUCAGGCUAUCUUUCCUCGUCGAAAACCAAGGCCGUCUCAAUCAAAAAAUAUCAAUGAACUCCGAAUUUAAGGGUAUCUUGAGUCCAGUUUUAUGGGACGACAAAAUCCUGUCUGGUAAAUGGUCGGUGACUGGGUUUCCAUUAACAACGAGAAGGAAAUCGUGUGAAUUGUUCAAUGACAUCUAUUAUAAAUCCUUGUUGAAGCGAGGCCCUGUGGUGUAUGUGGCUAGAUUCACAUUGCCACGCGGCAUGAAACCUUUGGAUACAUUCUUCUAUCCUACUGGUUGGGGAAAGGGCUACGUGUGGGUGAACGGACGUAAUCUGGGCCGGUACUGGCCAUCAGCAGGUCCACAGAUCACGCUCUACUUGCCCGCAGUGUGGCUGCGCGCUGCACCUGCUCAAAACAUCAUUCUUCUCCUUGAACUCGAACGAGCGCCUCAAAAUCUUACCGUCGAAUUUAUUAAUCAUCCUUUAAACUACUAA
Hyposmocoma kahamanoa is the source of this 1919-nucleotide messenger RNA. RefSeq names its product beta-galactosidase-like. NCBI's taxonomy places the organism in Eukaryota, Metazoa, Arthropoda, Insecta, Lepidoptera, Cosmopterigidae. The transcript is spliced from 12 exons. Gene Ontology annotation, biological process: carbohydrate metabolic process. The record is from RefSeq and is a predicted model, not a curated record. Gene Ontology annotation, cellular component: vacuole. Gene Ontology annotation, molecular function: beta-galactosidase activity. The coding region runs from base 39 to 1919 and encodes 626 amino acids.